This is a messenger RNA of Pollicipes pollicipes, 10358 nucleotides long. RefSeq names its product rootletin. The record is from RefSeq and is a predicted model, not a curated record. Lineage: Eukaryota; Metazoa; Arthropoda; Thecostraca; Pollicipedomorpha; Pollicipedidae. The coding region runs from base 126 to 9923 and encodes 3265 amino acids. The transcript is spliced from 22 exons.
GUCUUUAAUGUUGUAGGCGUCGCCGUCUCUGGGCGAGUGAUAGAGGACCGUCUUUUCUGUCGUAAUUUGCAUGGUUGAUGCUAAUAGAAGGCCUGGAAUGCGUUAGCAGCUCCUGAGUGGUCACCAUGUGGUGGGGUGGCAGCGAGGGUGCUGAGGCAGCCGCUGAGGCUGUUGAGGCUGCCCCAGAAAUAGAGGACAUGAAAGAACAGUUUGAUAUGCAGCAGAACCUUAUCAAGCAGCUCAAGGACAUGGUGAAAACCCACCAGAGUCAGCUGCAGGAGAAGGAGCAACAGGUUCAGCGGCUGAGUCGGGCGGAGCACGAGCAGACCUCGAAGCUGGAUAGGCUCAGCCAGCAGGUGGCCGCGCUGGAGGAGGAGGCGCCGGCCAACCAGAGCACGGCCUCGACCAGCGGCGCCCAGGGACGGCGCGAGCGCAUGCUCGAAAUCAAGCGCAGGCUCGAGGAGCAGAGGCGGGUGCAGGAGGAGCGCAGCCAAGAGCGCCGCGUCGACCUCGAGACCAUGGUGCGCAACCUGCAGUCACGCAUCGAGGACACCGACUACUGCUACGACUCGUGCGACUCUGCCGACUCGGGCUCCGACGGCGACGUCGACUACGGCUCGUCGCCGCGCAAGUCGAUGACGCUGAGCGACUCGGUGCGAGGUAAAGAGCCGGAGGAGCUGUACGGCGUCAUCCUGGCGAAGGACAACCGCAUCUACGAGCUGUCCGACAAGGUGGCCCAGCUGGAGGCCACUGUCGUCGACCUGAAGGACACGCUGCAGGAGAAGGAGUCGGUGAUCUCGGCUCGCACGGCCGCCGUCAACCUGGUGACGCGCGCUCUGACCGAGCGCGGCCAGGUGACGCUGGAGACGCUGGACGACACGCGCCAGCAGAUGACGGCCAUGCAGGAGGCGUUCGCCGUGCACGAGGCCGACUGGCGCGUGCGCGAGGAACGACUCACCCGGCAACUGCAGGAGGCCAACCAGAGGCUUGAAGCUUCGGAAGAAAACUAUAAGAAGGCCGAGUCGACCAGAUUUGAUUUGGUUAUUGCGAACGCUAAUCUCCAGGAAAAACUUGUCAAGCUGCAGGCGUCGGCCAAAGACGAGGCCGGCCGCGCGGCGGCGCUGGAGUCGGAGCUGGCUGAGGUGAAGCGGGAGCUGGCCGACUCGCAGAAGAUGGUGUUCCGCGUCAAGUCGCAGAAGCGCCAGCGGGUGAGCCAGCUGGAGGCCGAGUCCGACCAGCUGACGGCCCGCUGCGCCGAGCUGCAGCAGCUGAGCGACGAGCUGCGCGAGCAGCUGCGGGCGGCCAGCGAGCGGAUCGAGGACAAGGACCGGCUGACGGCGGAGCUGGAGGCUAAGAUCGCCGAGCUCGUGUCAGCUACGGACGAGAAGGACACCCUGGUCUCCAAGCUAACGUCAGAGAAGACCAACCUGGAGCUGCAGGUGACCGCCCUAACCUCGUCCCUGGAGGAGGCGCGAGUCGGCCUCGACCAGGCCAGCACCAGCUUGGCUGAAACACGGGCCGAACUGGAGGAGACCAGGGCGAGCCUAGAGCAGACCGCCACCAGUCUGUCCGAAACCAACGCCAGGCUGGUGGAGGCGACCGCGAGCCUGCGGGAGGAGCGUGACGGCAGCGAGGCCACGACGGCCGAGCUGCGGGAAGCCAGAGCCGGUCUGGAGGAGGCGAGGGCUGAGCUGGAGAGGGUGCGGGCCGACCGAGACGUCCCAGGUGACGCCCGUCGGCUGGAGGAGGCCGAAGCUCGUCACCUCCAGGUGACGGCGGAUCUGGAGGAGCGUCUCCGUGUGCUCGGCGAGGCGGCCGGGCAGGCGCUGACAGCCGAGAUGGGAAGUCAGGCCGAUAGACAAAUCACGGCGGAGGUGGGGAGCCAGGCUCGCAGACAGUCGACGGCGGAAAUGGCGAGCCAGGCUGAAAAGCAAGUCACGGCCGAGGCAGCGAGUCAGGCCGAUAAACUGGGGACGGCAGAAACGGGGAGCCAGGCUGAAAAGCAAGUUACAGCUGAAAUGGGCAGUCAGGCUGAGGUGGGCGGCCAGCCUGAGAGCCAGCUGACAGCUGAAGCGGUCAGUGAGGCUGACUGUCAUGCGGCGACGGUGGAAGGCGCUCAGCCCGAGACGCCGGCCGUGAAGCAGCUAGAGGCCCGGCUGGAGGUGUUGAUGACAGACCUGGACACCUCGCGACGCAUGCUGGAGGAGAGCCAGAUGGACCGCGAGGCUCUCCGGCAGGAGGCGGCACGGCUGCAGCAGCUCGUCAGCGGCCUGGAGACGGAGCUUAAGGCAUCUGAAGGCUUCUUUUCAGAGCUUCAGUUCAGCAGCAAGCAGCUGCAGGAACAGCUGGACAACGAGAAGAGCGAGAGGGAAGCUAUGCGGAACGAGUAUGAAGCUCGCAACGGCGACCUCAAGAAAAUGGUCAAGAAGCUGAAGACGAAGCUGAAGCAGGAGUUGAAGGCCAAGUCCUCGCUUGAGGAGAAGGUGGGCAUCCUGAAGCAGAAGGUGCGCGCGCAGCUGUCGCAGGAGAAGGAGUCCAGACAGGCAGCCGACGGUCAGCUCACGGAGGCGCGGAGUGCGCUGGAAUCGAUGCAGGCUCGGAGCGAGCCGCCGGCCUCAGUGGGGGUGGCCGCUGGAGGAGAGAAGACGGAGAGCGCGCAACAGCCGAUGCCGGUGCAGGAAGCCGAGGCUGAGUCACAGGCGGCGGGCACCGCGUCCGAGACCAAGCAGAAGAUGAAGCUGAUGAAGGUGAAGCUGCGCAAAGAGCUGCAGCUCAAGGCGGAGCUCCAAAAGGAGCUAUCGGGCGUCAAGCAGUCCCUUGACGAGACGCGGUCAGAGCUGCACGACGUGAGGAGCAACAUGGCUGAAGAAACCAGCCGGACGCACGAGCUCGUUAUGGCCACGGAGACAGAGCUGCGUGAGCUGCGAAACAAGCUCAGCGUCGCCGAGAACGAGUUUGCCCAGAUCGUCCGCGAGAAGGAGGCGCUGUCGGAGCAGCUGCAGGGCGCGGCCGUGGAGCGCCUGCAGGCGGAGGUACAGGGCGCAGCCGGCGGUGAAGCGCCGCUGUCGCUGCCUGAGCGCUGUGUCGUGCUGGCGCAGUUCACGCGCCUGCUGUGCCAGGCGGCGCUGGAGCGGCGGCCGCGCGCCGCUGACCUGUUCGAGCUGCCUCUGCUGCGCGCCACCGACCGCAGCAGCUCGCAGAGCUCGCUGCUCAGCGAACGCUCCGAGUCGGCGCGCAGCGAGCCGAUGCGCGACGAGGCGGUGGCCAAGGUGCGCACCCUGGAGGAGGCGGCGCAGGCGCUGAGGGCGCGUCUGGAGGAGACCGUGGCCGAGGUCGAAGCGUUGAGGACCGAGAGGGAGGCUUGGGACGCGGCGAUGACCGAGAAGGACGGCAAAAUUGCGGAUCUGGUGGAACUGACUAGUACAGGUGUCAGUCGAGAACAUUGGGAGGCGCAGUUGGCCGAGAAAGACGCUAAAAUCACCACCUUGGAAGAAACGAGGUUAAGUGUGGCUGAGGCAAAAACACUGGGGGCGGCAGUAGUGCAGAAGUGCGAUGAGGUUGCUGCCCUGCAGGAUAAGCUGGCCACCAUUGAGUCGAACCAGGAGAAGUGGGAGGCGGAGGCGGCAGAGAAGGAUGCUAAGAUCGCCACUCUGCAGGAGACGGUCCGUGAAAGCGCUCACAAGGACGAUAAGAUCGUGUACCUGCUGGAGGAGCUCACCGCCAAAGAGGCGGCCUUCGACGACGCCCGGGAGCGCUGCGAGGCGCUGGAGGCGCGCGUGGCCACGCUAUCCGCCCAGCUGGAGAGUCGCGACGCCGAGCUGGCCAGCCUGCAGGCGCAGCAGACCGCUUCCGACCUGCUCUCGGCACUCACCGAGUUCCCGGCCGGCGGCCAUCCGGUCGAGUCGGUGCUGGAGCCGCAGCUGCGCACGCUGCCGGCGGCCGAGGCGGGUGCGUUGUUCAGCGUGCCACGCGGUCUGGACCUGGUGAGCUUGCCGUCCAGUGGCUCGGAGGGUCAGCCGCGAGACUCGUCCGAAGACAACUGGUCCAUGGUGGACGAGCGGCCGUCCUGGAGGCGCAGGCAGCGACCCCCGCGGCCGGACGGCGCCGAGGAGCCCCCGGCAGGUGACGCCUCGCUGACGACUCCGGCUGGCGACGGCUGGGGCUGGUCGACCGGUGAGGAGGAGGACGAGGGAGCACCAGCCGGCAUGCCGUCCGGACAGUGGGGCUGGGAUGAGGACGCUGGCUGGCCGCGUGACGACCAGCCGCCGUCCGAGGCACUCCAGCUCGGCAACACCGAGAUGGUUACUGAGCAGUGGUCCGUGCUCAACUUCGAGAACUCGUCGCUGAAGGCCGACCUGGCCGGCAGCAUGACGGACCUGAUGGAGCUGCAGGCCAAGCUGGACGCGACCGAGGCCCAGCGCGCGGACGCCGCGUGCCGCCUCGAGCAGGAACAGAAGCUCCGAGCAGGAGCUCAGGAACAGAAGCUCCGCAGGCUCGGCGCCGAGACCGACCGGCUGGAGCGAGAGGUCGACGCUCUGAAGGCGGCCGGUGUGGGCGAGCCGCCGGCCGAGGCCCCGAGCGCCGAGCAGGGCUCGGCCUGCGGUGGACAGCAGCCGAUGUCGUCGGAUCAGCAGCAGCAGCAGCAGCAGGACCGGCCGGUGGCGCCCCCGCGGGCGGAAGGCACCCUCUAUUACGAUCAGUCGCAGCCCCAGUUCGCGGGCUACUUCGGCCAGGAGCAGCAGACGACGGGCGCAUUCUUUGACCAGGGGCAGAUUGGAGCAGAUGCUGGCUUUGGUCAGCAAGAGUACUACGGCCAGAGCCAGCAAACGAUCGGAUCGUAUGCGGCUGGCGACGACCAGCAGCCCACAGGGUCGUGCUUUGGUAAUGGUCAGCAACCUACGGGACCGGUCCAAGAUCUUGGGCCUCAGCAGUACGCAGGAAACUACUUUGGUGAUGGCCUGCAGCCGACGGAAUCGCACUUCGGUGAGGAUCAGCAGCGCAUUGGCCAGGGCGAACAGCAGACCGGGUCGCACUUCGGCCACGGUCAGCCGAGUGUUGAGGAGUACAAGUACGAAGCGGCUGUGGCGGAGAACCUCCAGACCACGGGCGACUACUUCAGCCGUGACCAGCAGCAGACCGAUUUUUCCUACAGCCAGCACCAGCAGCACGCCACACAGCACUUCGACCUUCAGCAGCAGCCGCAGGCGCUGCAGCAGCAGCUGCAAGCCGCGCUCCAGGAGCGGCAGCAGCUGCAAGAACGGCUCCAGGGCCUGGAGCCGGCCGCCGACCAGCUGCAAGCCGCGCUCCAGGAGCGCCAGGAACUGCAAGAGAAGCUGCAGGCGCUGGAGCCGGCCGCCAACCAGCAGCUGCAUGCUGCGCUCCAGGAGCGGCAGGAGCUACAGGAACGGCUCCAGGGCCUGGAGCCGACCGCUGACCAGCUGCAAGCCGCGCUCCAGGAGCGCCAGGAACUUCAAGAGAGACUGCAGGCGCUGGAGCCGACCGCCGACCAGCAGCUGCAGCUGAAGUUAGCGCUGCAGGAGCGGGACGAGCUGCGCCUGCGCGUGCGGGAAUUGGAGCCGGCCGUUGAGCAGCUGCGGGCUGCCGUGGUGGAGCGGGAGCUGGUGGAGAGAGAGCUGGAGGACGCGCGCCGCCAGCUGGAGACGGCGCACCACGGCCUGGAGCAGGCCGAAUCUGACGCGAGCCACCGCCUCAACAUACAGGCCCUCGAGUCGGAGACGCGUAUAGAGCAGCUAGAGCUGCGCGUGGCCGACCUGGAGCCGCUGGCGACGCAGCGAGAGGAGACCGAGUGCCAGCGGCAGCAACUGCAGGAGCAGCUAACCGCCGCCGAGCUGGAGUUGGUGGCGCGGCAGGAGCGGCUGGCGAGCCUCGGCGCCGACAAGGAGCGGCUGGAACGGUCGGUGGCGGACCUGACGGCGCGGCUGGCGGCGCCGCUCCCAGUGGCACCCGCCGUCGACGAGCCCGUCGUGCAGGCUGUGUCGCACGUGUUUGCCGAGGCGCCGCCGGCAGCGCCGCCUGCUUCCGCUCUUCCGUUCGCAUCGGCGCUCUUCGGCGGCUCGCAGCCCAUGGCGUCGUCCGCCGGGUUCCUGGACAGCUUCGGCAUUAUCCCGAACACCCCGCCACAGCCGCCGCCGCCGCCGGCCGUCGAGAAGACGCCGAACCUCGCCGAAGACAUCGCCGAACAGCUGAGUCUGCUGCGCGCCGAGAACGAGCAGCUGCGCGCCCGGAUCAUCGAACUGACGCCGGGCGGCGAGCGCUCCCAGCAGCUGGAGGCGGAGGUCAGCCAGCUGAAGGAGCAGCGGACGGCCGACGAGGAGCGACGGCUACGUCUGGAGACCGAGCUCGAGGAGCGCAACGCGCGGCUACUGGCGCUCGCCGCCACCGAGGAGCAGCUGAAGAGUUCCGAAUCGGAGAUCGCGCUGCUGCGCGCGCAGCUGGAUACGGUGGCCGGUCAAGGCGAGCGCAGCGACCUGGUGGAGGCGGACAACGCGCAGCUCCACUCCCAGUUGGAGGAGCUGACGGCUACCGCGCGCGCCGCGCAGCAGCUGGAGGAGGAGAAUGUGCGGCUGCGCACCGAGGCGGCGGCCGAGGUGGCAGCCGGCCGCCGUCUGCAGGAGCAGCUGCACCAGGCCCAGGAGGAGGCGGCGCGGCUGCGGGAGGAGGUCGAUCGGCUGCAGCAGUGCCGCGCCUCCGAAGCCGCCGCAGACGCCGCGCAGCGCGCCGCUGGACUGGAGCAUGAGGUGACCCGGCUGGGGGCGCUGCUCGAGGCGGCGGCGGCGGAGAAGGCGGCGCUGCAGGCGGCCGGGGCGGGACCAGAGGCCGCCCCGCAGCAGGCGGGCGAGGCGUCUACUGACGAUCUCCAGCGACAGCUGACGGAGGCGGAGGAGGCGCGUGCGGCGCUGCAGGCUGAGAAGGCGGCCGCCGAGGCCGAGCUGGAGUCGACGAAGGCCCAGCUGCAGCAGUACAUCGACUACUACCAGUACUACGCGGCGUACUACAGCCAGGGCCAGCAGCAGCCGGAGCAGGGUCAGGUGGCCGCCCAGGCGGAGGUCGAACAGUACCACGACCCGAGCCAGGCGGAGCAGCAGGGCUGGGUGACAGACGCCUCCGUAAUGCUCCACUACCCCAUCAGCGCCGAGGGUGAAGCUGCGCCGGAGCCGUCUGCGCCGCCGACCAGCGCCGAGCUCUCCACGGUGUCGCUGCUGUCGUCGCCGGCCCCGGCAGACGAGACCCCGGUGCCGGCCGACGCCGCCGCCGUGACCGAGACGGUGGUCUCGGCGGCGCAGAGCGUCAUCCCGUCCGUGCUGUCGUUUUUCGGCGGCGGCGGCGGUGUCAGCUCAGACGCUGGAGAGCAGGCGAACCUCUCGGCGCUCCGCUCGGAGAACGAGGCGCUGCGCGGCCGCGUCGCCGAGCUGGAGCGGGCGGCGGCGGCCGGCCAGGCGGCGCCCGACCCGCUGGUGGCGCUCACGUCCAGCCCGUUCCUGGAGGAGGCCGGUGCCGCUCCGCUGCGCGCCGAGUGGGGCUGGGAGGAGUUCACGCCGUCGCUGGAGGCGGUGUCGCCGGCGCCGGCCGAGCCGCGCGCGCCGCCGCCGGCCGAGCCGGCCGAGCUGGAGCGGGUGACGGCCGAGCUGCGGGCUGAACGUGAGAAGGUGGCGCGGCUCGAGCAGGAGGCGACCGCGCUCUGGGCCCAGACGGCCGCCGUCGACACGGACAAGCUGGCGGACGUGGUUCGCGAGCUGCAGACGGAGCGGGAGAAGCUGAGUCGCCUGCAGGUGGAGGCGACCGAGCUGCGGGAGCAUGCGGCCGCCGCCGCCGCCGGCGUCGAGCGGCUGGCGCUCGUCACCGCCGAGCUCGACGCGGAGCGCGAAGAGGCGCGACGCCUGCGGGAAGAGAUCCUUGCCCUGCAGGGGGAGAUGGCUGUUCUGCGGGACCAGCUGGCGCAACCGUCGACCCAGCUGGAGGCCGAGCGGGCGGCGCGCGCCGCACCGGUCGCCGACGACGCGGCACAGCUGUCCGCUCAGCUGGCCGAGGAGCUGGCUACGGUGUCGCAGCUGAGCGGCGAGCUUGAAUCGGAGCGUGCCGACGUGGCGCGCCUGGAGGGCGAGGUGCAGCUGCUGCGCGACCUACUGACCGAUACGCAGGCGCAGCUGUCGGCGGCGCGCAGCACGCCGGUCGCCGACUCGGCGCUCGGCGACCAGGCCGCCUUCUACCGGCAGAAGGUGACCGAGCUGGAGACCACGCUGGCCGGCUCCCGGGAGGAGCUGCAGCAGGCCAAGGUUAAGAACGGCCGGCUCCUGCAGAAGCUGAAGACGGCGCAGAAGGGCGCGCGCGCCCCGGCGCCAGGCGCCGACGGCCUGGAUGCCGCCCUGCUGGAGGAGCUGCAGGCGCAGGCGACCGAGGCGCGCCGCCGUGCCGAUGAGGCCGAGCGACUGGGUCGCGAGCUGCAGCAGGAGAAGACGCGCCUGGCCGAGCAGGUUGAUACCUACCAGGAUGCGCAGGCCAGGCUGGUGGACGCCAAGGAGCGACUGGAGACGGAGGCCCACGCGCUGCGUGUGGAGAACGACCGGCUACGCGGCCAGAUAACCGACAUGGAGUGGCGGCUGGCCGAGCUGGAGGAGGCCGCGGAGAGCCGCGCUGCCGCCGGUGUGACGCCAGACGCCGCCGGUGUGACGUCAGACGCCGCUGGUGUGACGUCAGACCCCGCCGGCGCGGCGCAAUCAGAGGUGACGGCGGAGGCGGAUUCGGCCGCGCGGUCGGAAUUAGCUCGGCUCGCGGAGGAGAAGGCGGUGCUGGAGCGGCGGCUGGAAGAGCUGGAGCUGCGUAACGAGGAGCUGCUGGAGCUGUACGAGACGGCAGCUGCCGCUCCCGAUGCCCAGCUGCAGCGGUCGGUGGAGCAGCUGCAGGUGGCGCUGGACGCGGCAGCCAGCGAGAACGCCGCCCUAUCGAACCGACUGGCGGCUUACGAAUCCCAGUGGCUGGCGGAGGGGGGCGGCGACGCCUCGGCGACCGCUCACCUGUUCCAUGCGAACGCGACCACGUCGUUGCAGUCCCCGCCUCUGACCGGCGCGGACCCGACUGCGCCCGCUCCGCCGCCGAUGGUGACAUCCUUCGCCGCUGCCUUGAGCAGCGCUCCCACCGACGUCUGCCAGUCGUCACUGACUGGCGCGGAUCCGGCCAUGCCCGCCCAUCCGCUGUACUCGCAACCGCCGCUGGCGGGGGCCACCCCGGCCGCCACGGCCGCCCCCGCGCCGCCAGAUCUGACCGGCGGCGCGCCUGCCGACCACCCGGCUCCUCCGGCGGAGGCCGACCCGGCGGCGUCGGCCGACACUGACCUGGCCGCCGCUCAGGCCGAGGCCGACGAGUCGGGGCUGGUGCUGCGCUCGCGCGAGGUGAUCAUCCACUCGAUGGCCGACGAGAUCUCGAGCCUGCGCGCCACCAACGCCGCGCUGCUGGCCGAGGCGGCCCAGUGGCGCACGCUGGCCGAGGAAGGCGAGGACGGCGACGUGGUGGACGGGCUGAACGAGCACCUGCGCCAGCUGGGCGAGGCGCUGCAGGGCCGUGACGCCCGGUGUCGCGAGCUCACCUCUGAGGUGGCCCAGCUGCUGGAGGAGCGGGACCUGCUGCAGCUGCGCCUCUCGUCGGCGCUGCGGUCCAAUCAGGCGCACCAGGCCGAUGUGCCCCGACCGGCAGACGAGGCGGCUGACGUGCUCCAGCUCAAAGUCAAAUUGGCGGAGCUUAAGCAGCUCAACUACCUGCUGGACAUCCAGCUGCAGGACGAGGUGGCCGAGCGCCGCCGGUUACAGAGGUCGCUGCAGUUGCCGGAAGGCGCGCAACACGGCCGACCCCAGAUGUCGCUCAGUCCAAACACUUCCGACCUGGUCAGCUCAUCGUCCAAAGACAUUUGAUGAAGUGUCGCCUUGUGAUGUUUGCGUCUCUAGUGACUUACGAUGUGUGUUGUUUGGAGGGCGUGGGAAGCCGAGUGUCCGCCGUGCAAAGGCACGGUCUCCUACACGACGCGGGACUGCGGAGCGCCCGCCCGCUGCUCUGGCCUUGUCAAACGCUGUGGUUUACUAUAAGAUCGGCGCGUGUUCAUAGUGGUGGAACUUCUGUACAGCUGCGUGUGCGUGUGACAUGUUACUUAUGUAGUGUGAAGGUGCUGCAUCUGUAGGUGGGCGGUAGUGGGAAAAUGAUAGCCAUUUCGCCUGAUUCGGCAGUUUGCGUUAUGGUGUGGGUGAAAAUCGAACAAUCAGAUAUGCUGUAAAUACGCCCCCUGGUGGCAGCGGCUGAAAGGCUUCCUCGCGGAACGCCGUGUGUUGGGUAAUGUAAACCGCGCUGUUGGG